Sorex fumeus (smoky shrew) is the source of this 1018-nucleotide messenger RNA. RefSeq names its product nitric oxide synthase interacting protein (gene NOSIP). The coding region runs from base 86 to 985 and encodes 299 amino acids. Gene Ontology annotation, cellular component: nucleus. The record is from RefSeq and is a predicted model, not a curated record. Lineage: Eukaryota; Metazoa; Chordata; Mammalia; Eulipotyphla; Soricidae. The transcript has 9 exons. Gene Ontology annotation, molecular function: ubiquitin protein ligase activity.
GAAGCAGAGGGAGAACUCCGCGCUCACUUCCGGUGUGUGGGCACAGUCGCGGAGACCGCGCAGACACCGGGAGUUGUCGGUGAGGAUGACACGCCAUGGCAAGAACUGCACGGCGGGAGCCGUCUACACCUAUCAUGAGAAGAAGAAGGACACAGCGGCCUCGGGCUAUGGGACCCAGAACAUUCGGCUGAGCCGUGACGCUGUCAAGGACUUCGACUGCUGCUGCCUGUCCCUGCAGCCCUGCCAUGACCCCGUGGUCACCCCCGAUGGCUUCCUGUACGAGCGGGAGGCGAUCCUGGAGUACAUUUUGCACCAGAAGAAGGAAAUCGCCCGGCAGAUGAAGGCCUAUGAGAAGCAGCGGGGAGCCCGGCGCGAGGAGCAGAAGGAGCUGCAGCGGGCAGCAGCCAAUGACCAGGUGCGCGGCUUCCUGGAGAAGGAGGCAGCCAUUGUCAGCCGGCCCCUGAACCCCUUCACACCCAAGGCGGCCCCUGGCUCAGAGGACGCCCAGCCCGGCUCCAGUGGUGGCCCUGCCAGCAAGGACAAGGACAAAGCGCUGCCCAGUUUCUGGAUCCCAUCACUGACCCCUGAGGCCAAGGCCACCAAGCUAGAGAAACCAUCCCGCACCGUGACCUGCCCCAUGUCAGGGAAGCCGCUGCGCAUGUCGGACCUGACACCCGUGCGCUUCACGUUGCUGGACAGCUCCGUGGACCGCGUGGGGCUCAUCACACGCUCCGAGCGCUACGUGUGCGCCGUGACCCGCGACAGCCUGAGCAAUGCCACGCCGUGCGCUGUGCUGCGGCCCUCGGGGGCUGUGGUCACUCUGGAGUGCGUGGAGAAGCUGAUUCGGAAGGAUAUGGUGGACCCUGUGAACGGGGAGAAGCUCACAGACCGGGACAUCAUCGUGCUGCAGCGGGGCGGCACGGGCUUCGCAGGCUCCGGAGUGAAGCUGCAGGCCGAGAAGUCACGGCCGGUGAUGCAGGCCUGAGUUGGAGAACGCCAAUAAAUGCGCUACCAGGCA